Mesorhabditis spiculigera is the source of this 7626-nucleotide messenger RNA. Lineage: Eukaryota; Metazoa; Nematoda; Chromadorea; Rhabditida; Rhabditidae. The record is from the annotation of a GenBank genome assembly.
AUGGUUCAGGAAGUUCUGGAGGAAGCAGCGGUGGCUCAACUAGCGGAGAUUCUGGAGGAAGCACAUCUGGCGGAAGUACAUCUGGCGGAGGAGGCUCUUCUGGCGGCUCAACUUCAGGAGGUUCAGGCACUACCGACGGCUCCGGGGGCACUUCUGACGGGAGUGGAGGUAGCAGUACAGGGGGCGGGAAUUCAGAAUCGACGACACCAACUUCAAGCAGCUCAGGCGGGACUUCUGGUGGCAGUUCAGGAGGUUCAACCUCUGGUGGCGGCGGCUCAACUUCAGGAGGUUCAACCACCGGUGGAGGCGGCCCAUCUUCUGGACUACUUUAACGAGUACAUUUACUGGAGGGCCGAGUUUGGCAAGUACGACAUCGGGAUCGAGGCUGGGACAUCUGAAGACACAACCACAGUGAUACUAACGACCCCAUCGAUAACCGGCACUUCUGGCGGCUCGUUAGGGACAUGCCUACCCCUCCUCGAACUCGACCUCACCUCCCUGCCCGACUCGACGGCCAUCGUGCAGCAAGACUGGAGCUUUGCCGUCAAUUCAAAUACCUCGUCCGCCAGCCCGUGCACAAUCACACAGUACACCUGGGCGCUGGAUGGACUCUCGAGUACAAACCACACCGCCGAAACGCUAUACCUCGCCCCUGGCCAGCAAUUGGGAAAUCAUAAUGUGUGUUUGACGGCCGGAUCUUCCGAAUAUGUACUAACAAAUGGCGUCCUCAGCUUUAGGCCGGUCGACGAGUACUUUGCCCUGGGAAAAUACCGCCUAUUCCUUUGGGCGCAAUCGAAAAGCGUCCCAGCCCAACAACAGAAUCUGACCAUCAUCCUCGACGUGGUCACCCUAACGAGCACCACCGAAAAACCUUCAACGACCGAGGCGUUGACUUCAGAGGUCACCACCCCGGAUUCAUCCUCUACUGGAUCAUCAGGAUCUGGAAGCUCGGGAGAUGAUUCUACGAAUACGCCUACUACUAGCACUACUACUACAAGCAGCAGCUCAACCUCGUCAACGACAACGUUGAGUUCUGGAAAAUUGACCAGCUCGACGACGCCGAAAGCUGGAACUUCAACUACAGUAGUCGAAAUGACCACUGAACCGCUUGAAGAUGCUUCGACGACUGGGAGUGGAAGUGGGGGAGGCAGUGGAGGAAAUACUGGUGGAAGCGGCAGCGGCGACUCGGAUGGAAGCGGAAGCGGUGGUAGCGCUAGUACAGAUGCACCGACUACAGAACAGCCGACGACGACGAUUUCAACAAGAUCAAGCAGUUCAGCCAUGUCCACGACGAGUGCGACGUCUUCGGGAAGUUCAAGCAGCUCGGCGAUGCCGACCACGACCGAGAUGACCUCGACGACGGAUAGCCCCUCGACCACGUUUAUCCAGAUUGUCACCGGAAAUGGGGAGUUGACCGAGACAACGACUGUUCUGGACUCGACGAUGAUCAUGGAUUCUACAACGACGACCGGAUCCGAAUCGACGACAGGAGAUUCUUCAGAAUCGUCUUCUACAGUGACGUCAUCUACAAGUACGAGCUCUACGUCAACCUCAACAGGUUCGACAAGUACGACGGUACCUGAUGGAGAUUCUCCAUCUCGAAACGACGAGACAACCUCUACUUCAACAAGCUCCAGCAGUAUCUCGACGAGCCUCCCGACCAGCUCAACGACGUCGGCCUCGACUUCUACUAUCCUAGACGCAUCUCCGACCACAUCUGAUAGCCCAUCUACCGUAGCCACAUCCACAACACUCCUAUCGACAGCUACCGUAUUCCGCGGAAUCACGCCUGAGACCCAGGAGGCCCUGGAUGAUGUAGCUGCGGGGUUGAAUGAGUUAGCAGCCGCUCAGAGCAACAAUCCCGGCACUCCGCUGGCCGAUGCUAUUGCUAACAUUACGACCGCCGCUCAGCUCUCCGCCUUCCUCAACAAUGUCCUUAGCGGGAAGGCACCGUAUAAUGUGAAUACGACCGACACCGCUACCCUGAUCGCGCAGGUGAAGGCGCAGAUUACGAACCGUACACAAGGACUGACGGACAUUGCAAGCGGGAUGCUUGCCCAACUCGUCAACGUCACCAUCCAAUCACCAGAAGAGCUGCAAUCGGUCCUCUCCUCUCUGGCCGACAUCCUGAAAAACAGCUUCACGACGUCGAUCUCGGGGACUUCAGGGUAUCUCGGCGCCUACCAAGUGCUUCACGGCACCAUCAUCGCCGAGACGUACACCCUGGUAUCGGCGAUGAGCUCGGCCAGAAUGCGUACAUCGUGGGCGACGUCCGCCCCGGGAUCCUUCAAUCCAGGACAACCCCCCGAAGCCGUCAAUGUGAUCAACGACAUCACCAAGCUAUCAACAUCAAUCCAAUUCCUAUCUGACACUGACGUCGACGUUGCCCUCGGCUCGUUUAUGAACACGUCCAUCUUCGAGCCGCUCUCGUUUUUCACGCUCUAUGGAGAUACUUCGAUCACAUGCAGCGACGGUACGCAACUAUCGACGACACAAACCGUACUGUGGAACGCUACCGUACCCCUGUUCUCUGACUCGGAAUCUGUUCCUCAAGAUUAUACGUCGAUCACCACAUGGCUUCCGAUACAAUCGGGCAGCGUCAGCGUACAGGCCGACUCGAAUCUGGAGUCGAAUCUCGUUGCCGGAACGCUGAUAAAUGCCACCAUGACUACCGUAACCGUCCUCUUCAACGACCAGCCCUGGCGGCCAAAUGCAGGUGCUUUCGCUGACAAACACGACGGCUGCAAUUUCGAUCCAGGGGUCCACGGUGGGGACGGCUAUUGGCUUCCGGACAUCUCCCCGGGCUAUGUGACUGUCCUCAACGGCACCUUCAUUCCGUUCCAAUCCUAUGACAAUCAGAGCUCUCUGCGCGAGGCAUUUAUAUCCGGUGCUGCUAUGCAAGGAACGGCUAUGAUGAACAUGGUCGGCGGUGACACAAAGAGCUACUCAUCGGUCUCGGUCAGCUACGAUGGGACGUCGCUGCUCUUCCAGACGAUCGAUGAUAAUCUACUGCUGGAAUCGGCCACGUUUACGUACUUCGCGACGUACAUCGGGAUCUCGAGUGGACAGAUUUCUGAAGGGGCUGCUGUGCAUGUUCAUACAACGCUGGAGGUCGGAAUUGGUCAGCGGAUAUUCAUCGACGACGGGCUGAUCGUGCGCAACGGGUCCGACGGAUAUGCAAUUAUCCAAGGAACGUUCACGACACAGGGAGAUAUUCAGCUCGGCGAUGUUUCCCUAACCACGGCGACAAUCCUCGACCAAUCGGCCCAAAAACAAGUGAUGGCCGUCCUGCAGAAUGCCGAAGAUUUUAUCCGGGCCAACGGCAGUUCGCUGACGCCUGAACAGCAGAGUGCGGUUGCCCAACAAUCCCUAUCAAUGGUCACCGACUUGUUCAACACCAUGGACGCCGCGCUGGCCAACCCGUCAGCGCAGGACCUGCAGAAUUGCCUGGCCUACGAGAAGCUCAACUACAACGAUAUUUUCGACGUGUUGCCCAAGGAUGCGAGUCAAAUCCGCUACGUCGACGAGUACACGGAGGAGGAGUGGGCCCUCGAGGCCACAAAACUCAUCCAGCAGCAAUUGGCCCGCCAAAUGGCCGCCCAAGUCAAAUCGAUGCUGUCUGCCGUCGAGGACAUGCUUGUGGCGACGGCAUUGAAAAAUGGCCCAUUACCUCAAUGUAUCACCCAGACGGGAGGGGGAAACACGCUGAAGGUGUGCCUCGGAAACGCGAGCGACGUGCUGGCUAACCCGAUCGAGUGCAACACAUGGACGACGACCUUCCCGAAAACGCCGGCCUCGCUGAACGACACGCUGACGGGCGAGUCGACGAUCAGGGCGUCGAUGAUUUGCUAUGUGGUGAACCCGUACAUGUACUCGGACAAUUCGCAGUACCUCAUCACUUCUGGAGCGCUCGAUUUGAGCCUGAAAGACUUGGAGAAUGGGACCGUCAUACCGGUCACCGAAGCCACGGAGCAAACCUCAAUCGUCGGCCCGUCAAACGCGACAGCUUCGGCGCAAGUGGAGAUGUUCACCGCCACCUUCCAAUCCUAUCAGAUUCUGGACAUCCACGCGUUCUACACGGUGCAGUGGAACACGUCGAUCGUGGUCGAGCUGCAGAUGCAGACGCUGAAUCGCCCGUUUGCAAAUGACGUCUGGAUCUUCUUGUCCUACCAAUCCCUGCCGGGUCCCAGGGAUGAAGACCAUGAUUUCCGGUUUCAAGUCAGCAGCUAUAGAGGCAAUAAUGCCUACUUCGUCGAGUCGGACGUGUUGCUGAACAUGACCGGGCUGUACUACAUUGGAGUCGGCGUCAUGGCGGGGGUCAAUUCGACCUCCAACGACACCGUACAAUACGAUACUCCGCCCGGAUUUACUGGAAACUGGACAUUCGAACGCAACCUCUACUUUGAUUACACCAUACGCGUCUUGACCAAGGGCUGCUACUAUUUCUUGGAUGCCGAAGAUCGAUACGAUAAUCAAGGGGUUACGCCAGGUACACCCCCUGUCAUCGGUGACGCCGAGGUUGGAUGCGCCACGACCCAUUUCACGGUGUUCGCCAACGGGAUCUACGCCCCCGAUGUGCCGGCCGAUUUCGUGUAUAGCUACAUCGAGAAGGGAUAUGUGCUGUGCUGCCACGCCCAAAUCGUCAUCUUCUUCAUGAUCUUCCACAUGAUGCUGCUCUACCUGUGCUUCUUGCGGGAAUACUUCUCAUACGAGUGGUCACCGGCCUUCAUCCACCCCCUUGACGACAACCACCGAAACGAUACGUACCCGUACGUCGUGUGCGUCGAAACGGGCUACGCCAUGUUUGCCCAGACGGACUCCGGGGUGUUCAUCAACAUCGAGGGGUCGGAGGGGACGGAGCUGAGGCGGAAGUUGUACACCGACGGAGAGAUCGUUGGGACGAAGAGGUUAUUCCGAUGGGGGCAUACGGAUCGAUUCAUUAUGACGACGCAUAGAAGUCUCGGCGAUCUCUCAACCAUCCGACUUUGGAUCGACCAUGAAGGUAUCGGCCAUCGAGAAUCCUGGUACUGUAGCCGCGUCAUUAUCAAGGACCUGCACGCCAACAAGAACUAUUACUUCAACGUUAAAAAUUGGUUCGGGCAACAGAGUGGGGAUGGAAAGACGGAACGCCUGAUCCCUGUCACCCCAUUGGAAAAGCGACACCGUUUCAAGGAGGCCUUCUGGAUGCACAACAUCGCCCAGCAGAUCAACUGGAUCGCCCAGUGGAGCGGCGGCGGUACACCAAAUCGACUCCGCGCCGGUGUCGACUACCACACGAUGACCAUGUUCGCCAUCUUGUGCAUCGGCAUAACGGCGAAUGUGUUCUCAACCCCGCACACGGCCAACUACACCGGGCAGGGCCUCGGGCCCGAGCUGAACAUCUUUGGCUACUUCUUCAAUUGGACGGAUGUUGUCGCUGGGUUGGCAUUGGCCCUAAUUAUGCUCAUCCCGUCAUUUGUGCUACCGGAAUUGGCGAGGGGUGUCUGCUCGUCGCCUGAGGAAUGGCAGAUGAUCCAGGUGCAGAACUGUGUGCCCGACUUCAAGAAGCCGCCCCGCUGGAACCCGCUUUGGACGUGGGGGCUGUUCACGGUGGGCGUGUUCGGCUUCAUGGGCGUGAGCAUCGUCGCGCUAUGGGGAGCCAUCAAGCUCGACGUGGAGGAGCAGUACUGCUUCGCCCGGCGCUUUUUCAUGCAGAUGCUUUUUUGGAUUUUUGUGACGGAGCCGCUGAAGGGCCUGAUCGUCUCCCUCUACCGCGUCUACUGCACCCCGGAUUAUGGCAUCGUCACCGACCCCGAGCGUGCCUACCUCACGCUGCACGGCGUCAUCGACAAGCCCGCAUACGUACCUCCCGAAAAUCGAGAACUGAGUCGAACGGUGGCAAGCAUCAACCGAAUCAAGGAAGUGAAAGACGGCAGAAUGCGUGACGAGCAGCUCUUCUCGACCGCGCGUGAAGUGAUCAUUUUCCUAUGUUCGCUCGGCAUUCUCCUCGGACUUACCUACUAUUGUCGCGACCGCAACGGCUUUUACUAUCAGCAACAGGUCAGCCAGCUGCUCGUGCUCGACCCGCAAACCGACGCCACCGGCUUCAUGGACAUCAACAAGGCGGAAGAUUUUUGGGUGUGGCUGAAUGUGACCCUAGCAACAGCACUCCGCGUUUCUUGGUACGACAACCAACCGGCGUGGGAUAUGAGAGGGUUUUUGAACGAUAAGGUCUCUCGAGCUAUGGGAUACGGCACGGUGCGGCAGGUCCGCUCAUUCUCCAACGUCAACUGCAAGUUUGCCGACCAGCGCGUCGCCAAGUAUUUCAAUGGCUGUGAGGGCGUUACGGAUAAAAAAUACGAGGUGACGGUCGGCGGGUACACACCGGGAUGGGGCGAAAUUCUGGCCAACGUCACGGAUGACAUGCGCAACAACGACUCGCUGGUCCCGUACAUCUAUCGGACGGCCGAGGAGCUGGAAGGCCGUGACAUCAUGGGCUACCACGACAGCUACACGAGUGCAGGCUACGCGGCCAACCUCGACGGGACUACCGACGAGAUGCAGGAAAUGUUUGGGCAGAUGAUGGUCGACGGCUGGAUCGACGAGCACACCCGGGCCAUCAUCACCGAAUUCUCCAUCUACAACGCGCAGACAAACUACUUUGCCGUUGUUCAGCUACUUUUGGAGAAGCCGCCGGAUGGUGCGAUUUACCCGUCCUACUGGGUCGAGACGGUGCGCUUACUGGAAAAUGGAGGAGCUGACGGAACGAUGUCAGGUUACUUUGAGUCGCUCUACAUUUGCUACGUGGUCGUCAUCACUAUCUAUCAGAUCAUCAGCAUCAUCCGAAAUGGCUUGACGCCGCUGCUGGAAUUCUGGAAUUUCGUCGAUUUCCUGACGAUGCUAAUCGCAUGCGCCUCCCUCUACGCCUACGCUUUUCGUUAUAUGGCCAUUGUCCAGGUCACCGAGGAGUUCAAAGCCACAAAUGGUAAUGUGUACAUUAACCUGGGAAAACAACGCGAUUAUGAGCUGUAUUUCACCUGGCUGCUCGCCUUCGUCGUGUUCUUCGUGUUUAACCGCCGCAUCUCCGUCUUGGCCAUGACGCUCUCGAAGGCUGGCGGUCAAAUGGCUUCAUUUUCCAUUUGUUUCGGCAUCGUCAACAUGGCUUUCAACUCGGCCCUAUUUUUGCUGUUGUUCGACAAGCUGGAGCGGUUCCGAAACAUGCUCUCCGUCACCGAGUCCGGAAUAUCUGGGAUGUUGGGAAAAUUCGAUUUGUCGGACAUCAUCAGCGCGUCACCAUUGGGUUCGGCCAUUUUCAUCAUAUUCAUGAUCACCGGCACUGUCAUCUUGAUCAACAUGUUCAUCAUGAUUGUCAUGUACGAGUUUGAGCAGGUUCGAAACGACUCUCGGCUCCAAACCAACGACUACGAAAUUGUGGAGCACGUUAUGCGCCGAGCCGGGCUCUUCAACCGCUCCGAUUUGCCGCCCGUGUCGUUCCCGGAUUCGCGGGUUUACUCCCACAAUAUUGACCAGCUCGAACAUGUCACCCCACUCGUCCGCCCCAACGACUUCAUCACGCUAGGCGACGAUGAUAGGCGCGAAAACAAUGUGAUCAACAAUAACUGGAAAAAGGGACGGCGCGGGAGACGU